Molecule: messenger RNA, 2063 nt
Organism: Archocentrus centrarchus (flier cichlid)
Lineage: Eukaryota; Metazoa; Chordata; Actinopteri; Cichliformes; Cichlidae
Gene: pycr3
Product: pyrroline-5-carboxylate reductase 3
Exons: 7
Coding region: 260-1555 (431 amino acids)
Biological process (GO): L-proline biosynthetic process
Molecular function (GO): pyrroline-5-carboxylate reductase activity
Source: RefSeq, a predicted model, not a curated record
AUUUCUAAUCUAAUCUACUGGAUUAUUUUCAGGCUAUCCGCAGCUAGAUGCAGCAGCAGCCGGGUUUGUUUUCAGCUUUAGAGGGUUUAAAAUACGGAGUUUUAACACUUUAUUGGUACGGCUUUCAAAACCCGGAGCUAAAUACUGCUAAAAAAAUGUGAACCAGCAGCAUCUCAGCUCUGCCCCUGCUGCAGCAGGCAUGCCUGUUAGCCUGUUAGCGACGUAGCCGUGUGAACGCUGCUGAUCGUCGGCCACUGCGAUGGACGACUCGGGCAUCAAGAAGCAGAAUUGGGACGUGAAGGAGACUGAGUUAUUUCUUGAAAUUCUCAAGGAGCUGGACAUGAAGAAAUGCUUAGACGGGAGGAAAGUGAGGAAUAACAAACUGUUCAGGGUGGCGCACCGGAGGAUGACCGCGGCUGGUUACCACAGGUCUGUGGACCAGUUAAAGUUUCGCUGGAAACUCCUCAAAAGCGCGUACUACAAGUGCAAGCGGGAGCCCGACUCCCCGGCCCCGACUAAAAUACAGGGCUGGUGGCGCUAUGAGAAGACGAUGGUCGCUAUUAUGGAGUCCAGACACCCUCUGGUCGGAGCCGGGGUUAACUCGGACAGAAACGAUGACGUGACGGAGGAGUCGGAUGCUGAAGCAUCCAUGCUGCACUGGCCGCAGCCCUGCCCGGACAAUACCACCCAGAACCUGGAUUUAAUUAUCAAAAUGGACCCUGAGAUGGACUCGCAGCUCAAGAUCGGCUUUAUUGGUGCAGGGAACAUGGCUUUUGGCAUCGCCAAGGGCAUCUUGUCUGGAAAUGUCCUUCCUGCAAACGUUAAAGUGAGUGCGCCAUCCUCGAGGAAUCUGGGACGCUUUCAGGAGCUGGGCAUUGCUGUAACUCACUCCAACGUAGAGGUGGUUUGUGGGUCCGAUGUGGUCUUUGUCGCCGUCAAACCUCAUGUGGUUCCACUAGUUCUCAAUGAGAUCUCACAACACGUCACUGACAGACACGUGAUUGUAUCUGUUGCAGCAGGAGUAACACUAGCGACGCUGGAAGAGCUCCUUCCUGAGAACUCCGUUGUCAUCCGGCUGAUGCCAAAUCUACCGUGUUUGGUUCAGGAAGGUGCUCUCCUGUUUGCCCGGGGAUCCCACGCAAAACAGGAGGACAGCGCUCUGCUUCGCUCCUUAUUACAUCGCUGCGGUUUGGUGGAGGAGGGCCCUGAAGCCUGGAUUGACAUCCACACCGGGCUGAGCGGCAGCGGAGUAGCCUUUGUGUACCUUUUUGCUGAAGCCCUGGCAGAAGGAGCUGUUAAAAUGGGCAUGCCAAGUGCUCUGGCCCACAGCAUUGCCUCCCAGACUGUUCUGGGUGCUGGGAGAUUGUUACGCGAUUCUGGGAAGCAUCCGGCUCAGCUUCGCUCUGAAGUCUGCACGCCGGGCGGAACAACCAUCUACGGGCUUCACACGCUGGAACAGGGCAGCGUGAGGGCGUCGACCAUGAGUGCUGUGGAGUCUGCCACCGAGAGAGCCAGGGAACUCGGCCGAAAGUCAGCAGCGGGGAGCAGGAAGUGAUGGACGAUGGCUGCCUUUACGAACUACUCGUUGGAGUUUUAACUUGUGAAAAACCUAACUUGGAACUUUUUUUUUUUUUAAUUCUUUAUUUUUUCCUGGAUGACAGAGCUCAAAAACAAAAAUGGAGUUGUCACUUUUUUAAAUCACAUUUUCUCACCUUUAUUUUUCCUUAAACGUGCAGUUCAUGCAUCUUUCUCAUGUUCAUGUCCAUGAUCCCCUCCUAUUAAACAUCUUCACUACUGUACUGCCUUACUGGCCUUGAUUGGAUUAUUAUGUGGAUGUAAUGUAGAGUCAGUGGUUCGAUUUAAUUAUUUAAAUGACAAUUAUUGUAUUUAAUAUUUUGCCAAAUAAAGCAUUAAUCUAAAUUUAGGAUAAAAAUGAUCACACCUGUGUAGCUGUAUUCCAGUGAUGGUGUAGCUAAUGUAUAGUUGUGUAUAACACAAUGUAUAGAAAAAUACUUAUACGAAAUAACAAGUGUGUUUGGCUGCUUUUCAUAAAGUGUCGUGUU